GAGAGAUCGCUUGAACACGGACAGAGAGACUGGACACUUGCAGCAAGCUCCGGCCAUACGAAAGACCCGGCGGCAGGACAGACUCUGCAGCUACAAAACGACGGUGUCCAUGUCGACGCCGCAGCUGGUGGAUGGUGCUGUCAGGCUAUCACUGGAUCCCAAAGUCACCUGCUGUCUCAAAAUACCGGCUCUCCAGCUCUGGCACAACCUCAACUGAGACGAGGUUUCUCUGAAGGAAACCUGACUGCACUUCUGUUACAAGACGUGUCUGGAGCUAAAUCACCACUGUCGGGAACCACUCGAAAUGUGCAGCUGAACUCCCAGAAGGAAGCAGAGUGACAGCACCACCACAGGAACUAGACCACUAGAGUCCCAGGAGACAGGAGGUGGAAGUCCAGGAGGGGAGGAGAUGUUAGAAGUGACCACAGCGGAGCUGAGUUGUUCCAUGCUGCUGGAAGAAAAGCUGAAUGCUUUGCACUGAGCAGAGGAAUGGACCUCAAACACCUCCUGUGUCUGCUGCUCUGUGCAGCUGCCCUGACAGUUUCUGAAGCCUUAGGUAAAGAUGGGGACAACGAGGCUUACCGGUGGACCAGGCAGAGCCUCCCAGUGGUGCUGGACACACGCACACAGCUUUUAAACACCCCUUUAUUCAGAGGGCAGGAGGAGGAUGAGGAGAAAGGUAGGGCAAAGACACUCUGUGGGAUUGAGUGUCAAGGCAGCUUACCACCUAUGGACCUGACUGCGCAAGAGAGGAUUCUGGGAUAUGAGACAAUGUAUGAAAAUGGCACGCGCACACAUACAGAUGUCAGUUUGCAGGGUUUUAAUAAGACGUUUGCAGGAACACCAGCCCACUCACAAACCCAUACACGUAGGAAACGACAAGUUUUCGGAUCAGAUGGACGCUUUGUGAUCUCUGAUUCGCAUUUUAUCACCAACUACCCAUUCUCGACAGCUGUUCGCCUCUCCACAGGCUGCUCUGGAGUCCUGAUAUCCCCAAAACAUGUGCUGACAGCAGCACGCUGCAUCCAUGACGGCAGUAAUUACCUUGAGAGUGCAAGCAGGCUUAAAGUAGGAGUGCUGCAGCUCAAAAGCAAAAGAGGAAGAGGGGGAAGGAGGAGAGGAGGGCGGCGUAGGGGUGGGAGGAGAAGACAGGGGGAAACAGAUGAGGAGAAAGGAGAAGAGCCGAUAAUGGAGGAAGGUGAGGAGCAGAAUAGCAUAGAUGGAGAUGUAGUGAGAGUCAGAAAUAGGGGCAAAGGCAGGAGAAGCAGAGGAAGAAGAGAGAAAGACCAUGUGGUAGCUGAUGAGGGAAAUAUAGAUCAAUCUGAAAGAGGAAGAGGGAAACGGAAAAGUCUCAACCGUGUUCGACGCGGUGUUGAAUCCAGAAAGCAGCCUGUCUUCCGUUGGACGCGAGUGAAACAAACCCGAAUCCCUCAAGGAUGGAUCCACACCAAGAGCCCCACCAACUCAGUUUCCUCCGACUACGAUUACGCCCUUCUAGAGCUGAAAAGACAAAUCAAACAAAAGUACAUGAGGCUUGGAGUGGCUCCCUCUGCCGCUCCCCUGGCACGGAUCCACUUCUCAGGCUAUGACGCUGACAAAAGCCUGCUGGACGGGCGUGGAGAUGAGAAGGUGGUUUAUCGUUUUUGCUCAGUGACAGAGGAGUCCAAUGAUUUGAUGUACCAGCACUGUGACGCGCAGCCCGGUGCGACAGGUGCAGGUGUUUACAUUCGUCUGAGACAGGAAGUGGGAGAUUCAGGUGGGAAAGGAAAGUGGCAGAGGAGGGUGAUUGGGGUGUUCUCAGGCCAUCAGUGGGUGGGGGUGGAGGGAGAUGAGCUGAAGGACUUUAAUGUUGCUGUGAGGAUCACUCCUCCCAAAUAUGCCCAAAUCUGUCACUGGAUCCACGGAGAUCCAAGUCUCUGUAAAGAGGUCUGAACUUGCAGAGCAAUGGAUCUACAAGAGAAAAAGACCUGUUGUUACUUUCUAAGAGACUCAGUGAUGUGGGCUGGCAUAACUUCUAGGAACUGCUCUUUAAAAUGGUCUAAACUUUGACUAAUGAGUCAAAGUAAAAGUAAAAGUAGAACUUAGAUUUAGCUUUGCUUAAGUGCUGACUGAAGUGAUUCCUAAUUGUUGUGAAAUAAAGACUACAGUCACGCCUCCCUCCCCCAAGCCAUGAAACCAGUAGAGAGACCUCCAAACGUUGUGGCUGCAUCAUAGCUUCAUGCACACCUCAUAAUGGUUAAGUCUACCCAUCAUUCACCAAAACCAACAUUGUAUGCUUCAGUAAAUUGCAACAUACACGAAUAAAGCUUGUCAAAGAUGUUUCCUAUACAGUUAUAAUCAUCAUCAGAGCACUAACAUCGUCAGACUCUCAAUGGACAGCUAAAAAACAAUCAAAAUUGAUGCAGCAAAAACAGAGAUUUUUUUUUUAUUCCACACAUUCUUCACCCUUGUUAAAAGCUGGUACCUACAUUACCCACAAUUCCACUCAACCACCAACAGUUCACUCAGAGAUUUGGGUGUGUUAGGUGAGUAGCGGCUAGUGUAGCCUCACAUUGAGCCUCAGGCAGAGAUGAGUCGUCGGCCACAGAGAUGUGCUAAGGUCAGUUCUUGUAAAUCCACACCGCUCCAGAUUAUUUUCAUUUUCUGAUCUUCGGCCUAAACCGAUACUGACUCAAGUGUCAUCACAUGAGCCAGUUAAUCCGACUGCACACGGCUCCACCUGGAGGUGCAAAAGGCUUUAUACAACUUUUUUCACAUAUGCAGUAGUACUCCCCAACACCUGUGAAUAAACCAGUGGUUUAAUUUAUAAUUUCUAUGUUAUGUUACUCAUUUUCUUUCACUCUCACCAUAAUUCUUGUAUUUCACAGCUCAGCUAAUAUAGUAGUUACUGCACUUUUUGUAAUUGAUAUAAAGAAGGGUAAAACAAAUAUUAGGAAUAAUCACACUAAUAUUUGAUUAUAUAUAUGAUGAAUCCAUCACGUCAUCAGCCUCUUUAUGUUUUAUAGGAGUCUGGAGUCUGUAUUAGAAUAGAUUUUUCUAUAUGUAAAGUGUGUAGUCGCUUCAUCUGCUGCAGGCAGGCUGUAUCAGCAAACCUUCAAUCCAUGACUGCUGCAAAUAUCUCUGAUUCUGGAUCUGCAACCUGUUCAGCCAUUUAUCAGUUCAUUUAGACUCUGUGGGAAAACAGAACGGUGUCAAAAUUUGACACAAGUAAAAUUCUUCAGUUUGUUUUUUGACAGAAUUUCACUGUCACCUUUUCACAGUCGUAUGUUUGUCUCUUAAACACCUAAUUUAUAUGACUGUAAUUAACUGAAACUGUAAUUAUGUAAAGGGAAAGUCAAAAUCUUAUUCUGUUUUCUCAUGUUGCACAUAGUAAACAACUUACAUGAGUAUACGUAAGUGUAUUUUCUGAUGUUUAGAGAGAAGCAGUGUUUUGUAUUGUAAUUCUGCCUGUUAUUAACCUGGCCACAAACAAAAUUUCUUGUACCAAAAAUAGUUCACAUUGAUAACAAAUAAAAAUGUUAAAAUUAAAAAAAAAAACAUGCUGACAAAAUCAGACCAGAGAUAAGUGAUGAGCCGUGAGGAUUGUUUGGAUCAGUGUAUUUGUCUUUUAUUGCAUCUCAUUUGGACUCACAUGCAGGUGGGGGUGAGGGAGGGAGGGCGAUGCCAUCCAUAGUAGCCCAAAAAAAAAAAAAAAAAAGGGAAAAAAAAGGAAAACAUCACAGCCUUCAUAUGAAUACUUAGCAAUAUUUAUCCACAUUCUUUUUGUUUUUAUGUGUCAUUGUCAUCUUUAUUAUUCUUUCAACACUUUGUUAAUGCCACAAUGGAAUAAGAUACAGUCACUUUUGGAAAUAAACAACACACAGAA
Toxotes jaculatrix (banded archerfish) is the source of this 3865-nucleotide messenger RNA. RefSeq names its product serine protease 23-like. The transcript is spliced from 5 exons. NCBI's taxonomy places the organism in Eukaryota, Metazoa, Chordata, Actinopteri, Toxotidae. The record is from RefSeq and is a predicted model, not a curated record. Gene Ontology annotation, biological process: proteolysis. Bases 490 to 1932 code for a protein of 480 amino acids. Gene Ontology annotation, molecular function: serine-type endopeptidase activity.